Laccaria bicolor S238N-H82 is the source of this 1485-nucleotide messenger RNA. RefSeq lists its product as uncharacterized. Bases 1 to 1485 code for a protein of 494 amino acids. The transcript has 9 exons. The record is from RefSeq and is a predicted model, not a curated record. NCBI's taxonomy places the organism in Eukaryota, Fungi, Basidiomycota, Agaricomycetes, Agaricales, Hydnangiaceae.
AUGACUGCGUUUAUUGACCAAUCACGAGCUACGCGCGCAAAAGUCAACUGGGACCAGGUUUACAAGACUGCUUCCUCGAUCAAGGGGCAGCCUUGUACCGCUAAUAAAAACGAGUUCUCAGGUGGUUGCAACACAGUCUAUCCCAUCACAUUCGAGGAUGGCACGAGCUGGGCACUUCGUGUCCCACACGACAUGAUCAUGACGCCCGUCGAGCCCACGGUGACAACAAUGGACUAUGUUAAGAAUACCGUACCCACUAUACCCAUCGCGACUGUGUAUGCUUGGUCCGACAGCGAGGAUGGAGAUGGCGUUGGAACGCCUUAUAUCCUAUUGGACUGGAUCGAGGGGUCAACGUUGACAUGGAACGCGACCUUUCCUCCCCCAGAGGCUCGAGAAAAGGUCCUGGCUCAGCUAGCCCAGUACUCUGUCGACAUGUUGGUGCAUACCACACAGCAGAUACAAUCCAGCACUGGCACCAUGUCAGCGCUUGCUUGGACGCUCAGGAGGAUCGAUUCGCGCCUCAGACGUAUCUUCAAUGGUGGCCUCCCAUUAUUAGACCCUGUUGACUGUCUGAUCUAUCGUGCCAUGGCCGAAGAAAAGUACCACAUUUCGUCCUUGGACACCUUGCCGUUUCCACUUAUGCAUACCGACCUCAAUCCGGGGAAUAUUCUUGUUGACGGCGAUUUUAACAUCACGGGGAUUUUGGACUGGGAUGAUUGGGUUUGUCGAUUACCCCUACAAUUUGCCGUGAGGUGUCCCGCAAUGAUAGCUCUCCGUGACGACCCUUCACCCGAUGAUUUGUUCCUCAAAGAUCGUCUUUCCUUCAUCGAGCAUUUUGCAUCUUCUCUCCACUCCUCUGGCGUCCCUGAUGAUACCAUUGCUCAAUUACUCCCCAUAGUAGCAGAUGAGGAGCAGCAAGCAUUUCAAUUGGCAAUUGGGAGUAAAGGUUUUUAUGCUUAUUGGGUGGGGAAGUAUUUAGUUCGUCGUGCUGAAUGGUUCAACGCAGCUGCUGGCGCCCUUGACAGAUUUGUCCAGGGUAACCCAGAGAUGGCUGGCUCAGCUGAAAGCCAGAAAAGUAAGGCCCUUAACCAAGUACUUAUGUCCUUCCCACCCUCAGCGCAUGUUUCUUUAGAAGGAAUUUUAUCUUUCGGCUAUCACACUCGCGUCGCGAAAUACGACGACGAGAACAUCGAGUGGACGACCGCACACAAUUUCACCGAUAUCACUCACCUUAAUUAUUCCUAUGAACUUCGACUAAGUAAGACUCGGACUCAGACUCGGAGGUAUAAACCCAUCCGGAACUGGAACAGGGAAGAAUUCCUGACAAAAAAACUCGUAUAUAAUUUAUGCCCUGAGCGCUUCUGUGCGGACCCAGGCGUCGCCGUGCCUUGGGAAUAUGCCAAAAGUACGCAAUCACUGUUCCUGCAUUUCCAAAGUGACGGUUGUAGCGCCGCAUUACCUAACAAACGCGCUGUCCUGAAGUAA